UGAAAAAAAGGGGUGGCCGUGGUGGCUCAUGUGCAACUUGCUGGUUUGGGGCGGGUUUAUUUUUGGGCAAGUCUGUGUGCAGAGGCAACUCAAACGGAGUGAGGGAGCGUACGAGAGCGCACGGCGCACAGACCAGACGCAGCAGGCAGGAGAGAGAGAAGGGCGCAGAGAUUUCAGUUGCACCCCCGCGUUAGAUGCGCGCAACACCAUUCUGAACGACGGGGAAGGAAAAUAUAGAAAUACGCUUUAAUGCUUGUAUGGAAAUUAGCACAACUUGAACCUGCUUGUAUUUAACAAUCUGAAUAUUUGGGGGUUUUUUUUUUAAUCAUCGCUCUGCAGAGAAAGCAAUGCAGCUGCUGAUUGAGGGAGGAGAGCAUUUACUAAGUUGAAACUGGAAAUUUCCGCGCUCUUUAAUUUUGUGGUGGGUUUUUUUUUCGGAUCUGCUUUUGGCUUCCACAGAGAUGCAACCAGGAAAAAUGAAGGGACUCUUUCUGACAAGAGUGUGGAAAGUUCUGGUUGUUUUGGCGCUGGCAACGCAACACAUCGCCGGCAAGACGUUGAAAUAUCAAAUCUUCGAGGAGCAGAAGGUUGGCACGGUUAUCGCCCGCUUGAAGGACGACGUCGCGGACGUGCUGGCCAAACUUCCCAGCUCCGUGUCGCUCCGCUUCCGAGCCAUGCAGAGGGCCAGCUCGUCGUUCCUCGCGGUGCGCGAGCAGGACGGAGAAAUCAGCAUCAGGACCAAGAUCGACCGCGAGAAACUCUGCGAAAAGAAUCUCAACUGUUCCAUUCAGUUCGACGUGCUGACCCUCCCCACCGAGCACCUGCAGCUGUUCCACGUCGAGGUGGAGGUGUUGGACAUCAACGACAACGCGCCCCAGUUCGCCCGCGCCGUGAUCCCCAUUGAGAUCUCCGAGAGCGCGGCCGUGGGGGCGCGCAUUCCCCUGGACAGCGCCACGGACCCCGACGUCGGGGAGAACUCGCUGUACACGUACGCCUUGGAGCCCAGCAGCUUCUUCAAGGUGGACAUCCAGUCCAGGACCGACGGCGCCAAAUAUGCAGAGCUGGUGGUGCUCAGGGAGCUGGACCGGGAGGUGCGCUCCAGUUUCGAACUUCAGUACACGGCGUCCGACAGGGGCUCGCCCGCCAGAACGGGCACGACCCUCCUCAAAAUCAGCGUCGCCGACUCGAACGACAACAGCCCGAUUUUUGACAAGUCGUCGUAUGUCAUAAAUCUCCCGGAAAAUUCACCUGUUGGCACGCUGCUCGUUGACUUGAACGCCACGGACGCGGACGAGGGCACCAACGCCAAAAUCGUCUACUCGUUCAGCAGUCACGUGUCCCCCAAAGUCAUGGAGACGUUCAAGAUGAACCCCGACAGUGGCCACCUGACCCUCAUCCGGCGCGUGGACUACGAGACCGUCAGUUCCUACGACAUCGACGUGCAAGCGCAGGACAUGGGUCCGAACUCCAUGCCCGCCCACUGCAAGAUCCUGGUCAAGGUGGUCGACGUGAACGACAACAAACCGGACAUCAGCGUCAACCUCAUGACCUCUCAGGGGAACGGGGAUGCGGCGUACAUAUCCGAGGCUUCCGCUUUGGACACGUUCGUGGCCCUGGUGAGGGUGGAGGACCUGGACUCCGGCUUGAACGGGGAGGUCGAGUGUAAACUACACGGACAGGGCUAUUUCAAACUGCAAAAGACCUAUGAGAACAAUUACAUGAUUCUGACCAACGUGUCCCUGGACAGAGAGAAGAGGUCAGAGUUCAGUCUGACGGUGGUGGCAGAGGACAGGGGGACGCCCAGUCUCUCCACAGUCAAACAUUUCACAGUGCACGUGACCGAUGAGAACGACAAUGCGCCGCGUUUCGAGAAGGGGCGGUAUGAGAUCUUUAAAUCGGAGAACAACGCCCCCGGAGCAUAUCUGAGCUCCAUCAUGGCCACAGACCCCGACCUGGAUGCCAAUGGACAGGUGAGCUACUCCAUCUUGGAGAACUCUGUUCACGGGAGCUCCAUCUCCACCUACGUCACCAUCGACCCCUCAAACGGCGCCAUCUACGCGCUGCGUACAUUCGACCGCGAGGACGUCAGCCGCAUCUCCUUUGUUGUGCAAGCCAAGGAUGCGGGGAAACCAUCACUCCUGAGUAACGCCACAGUCAUCCUCAACAUCCUGGACGAGAACGACAACCCCCCAGUCAUCGUGGUGCCCCAGCUGUGGAACUUCACCGCUGAUGUGCCUGCGUCAAAGUUCACAGAGGCCGGGCACUUGGUGACAGUGGUCCGAGCGACCGAUCUAGACACGGGGGUCAACGCGGAGCUAAUCUGCUCGAUUGUCAGCGGCAACGAGGAGGGCUUCUUCCUCAUCGACCCAAGAACCUGUGAAAUCCACGCCAACGCCAGCCUGGAGAACUUCCCCCAUGAGAACGCUGAGCUGACAGUCGUGGUCCGAGAUCAGGGGAGCGAGAGCCUCAGUGCCAAGGCCGUGCUGAAAAUCACUCUCUAUGAGAACAUGGAGAACCACGUCCAGGUGAUGGACCAGGGCGAGUCUCCACUCGACGCGUCCCUGAUCAUCAUCAUCUCCCUGGGGGCCAUCUGUGCCGUGCUCCUGGUCAUUAUGGUGGUGUUCGCCGCGCGCUGCAACCGCGAGAAGAAGGACAACAGGAACUCCUACAACUGCCGGGUGGCUGAGUCCACCCAUCAGCACCACCCCAAGAAGCCCUCGCGCCAAAUCCACAAGGGCGACAUUACCCUGGUGCCCACGGUGAACGGGACCCUGCCCAUCAGAGCCCACCACCGCUCGCCCUCGGCCUCGCCCCCCAUGGACCGGGCCCAGAUGGGAAGCCGACAGAACCAUCACAGUCGCCAGUCCCUGAACAGCCUGGUGACCAUCUCGUCCAAUCACAUCCCAGAGAGCUUUGCCCUGGAACUGGCUCAUGCAACUCCACCAGUGGAGCAAGUCUCACAGCUUCUGUCCAUGCUCCAUCAGGGCCAGUACCAGCCCAGACCCAGUUUCCGUGGCAACAAAUACUCCCGCAGCUACAGGUAUGCAUUACAAGACAUGGACAAGUUCAGCCUGAAGGACAGUGGCCGUGGGGACAGCGAGGCGGGCGACAGUGACUGUGACAUGGGGAGGGAAUCCCCCGUGGACAGACUGCUGCUGGGGGAGGGCUUCUCUGACCUGAUCCACCUCGAAAUUCACCAUCGACUCCACCCCGCUAUGAGACUGUGCACGGAUGAAUGCCGCGUCCUGGGACACUCUGACCAGUGCUGGAUGCCCCCCCUCUCCUCGCCUGCCUCCUCCUGUGACUACCGCAACAACAUGUACAUCCCCGGGGAGGAGUCCUCCCAGCAGCCACCGCUCGACGAUGACCAGUCCUCGGUUGACUCGGAGCGCCGCAAAAGCUUCUCGACCUUUGGCAAGGAGUCCGGGAGCGAAGAGGCCGGCGCAGGGGGGGUCGUCGCCGGAGGAGGAAGUGAUGCGUGUGCAGCCGGGGGAGGGGCUGGCUCCCUCCUCACGGAGAUGAACUCUGUGUUCCAGCGGCUCCUCCCCCCUAAUGCGGACUCGUACACAGAGUGCACCGAAACAAGCCCCCCAUCGUCCUCGUCGACCGCGGAGAGGGGAGGCGGACGUGGCGGCAACGCCGCUGCUAACCACAGUAACAACGCCGUUCCGCAGGACAACCGCAGAGGGUUGUUGCCAGGUGGGAAAGGUCCCGCUUAUCCCCCAGGUGUGGCUGCAUGGGCGGCUAAUACCCACUAUCUGAACCCUGGAAAUGGAUCUGUGGCGACCAACCAUGUUUCCCCCGCUUCCUCUUCCUCUUCAUCCGCAGCCUCCACUGCCGCCUCCACCAAUGGGCAGCCGCCACACCUCAAAUGGCUGCCGGCCAUGGAGGAAAUCCCAGAGAAUUACGAGGAAGAUGACUUUGACGGCGUCUUCCACCCGGGUCACCAAGGUGGUAAGCGCAGUGAGGGCCGCCACGAGGCCGGCAUGGACUCCAGUGAGCUGGUGCACGAGAUCAACAAGCUGCUGCAGGACGUCAGACAGAGCUAGAGAGGAGCAGCAACAGUGAAGGCAUGGUUUCAUGUGUAUAUGAGGGUAGCGACAUUUCAACACACUCUGGCAAAUGCUUGCUCCUUGUGCCAACAUAAACAUACAAACUACAUGAUGACUGUUUCGUGUUCACAGUAACGCUUGUCUUGUCUGUUUUAUCCAAAUAUCCUCUUCGCCGCCCGGUGCCGGGAGACAAAGAGUGAAAGUGAAACGUGGCACCGAAUGUCACGAUCGAGGCGACUUAGCGGCAUCAAAGCGAGCGCGCCGCGAACAGAUUGCUCAGUUGUCAUUAGAGCCUCUCCGAUUUCAAACAGAAAUCCGCGCGCGGAAACGGCACCCUUUCUUCAUUUGUGAUGUUUACAGCAGCGUGAACAGACGCCGCGGGGAGAAACCAACAGCUGUGUGAUCUGAUUUCUGCUUUUACAGUGUACAAUAUUGUACAGUGUCUGUGGGGGGGAAAAAAAGGCAAAGUCACUUGAAUAUCGUGCUAUGUCUCCUGUUUCGUUAUCAUGGAUUGUAAACUGUACAAUUUGACCUUUGUAUUUUAAAAAUACACUCUUUUUCUACUUCUAUAUAUAUUUAUAUGUGUCCAUGUAUGUUUGUACAGAAAAAGAAAACAAAUGUCUAUUUUUUAUAUUCGUCACUGCAUGUCUUAAUAUCAUUCAAUGUGUCUCCCCCCCCCCCCCGCCCGCCCGCCCCUGUUUAUUUGAUAAAAGCAGCUGUAUUUAAUUUUGUUAUUGAAUGCGUGUGUGUGUGUGUGUGUGUGUGUGUUUGUGUGCGCGUAUUAAUAAUAAUCACAUUCCAAUGCAGUUCCAUGUUGGAAUUUGGUUUUGUAUGGUAACAUUGUGACCAGUGGAUGGUAAAUAAAGUGGGAGGAUUCAUAUCA
Molecule: messenger RNA, 4935 nt
Organism: Scophthalmus maximus (turbot)
Lineage: Eukaryota; Metazoa; Chordata; Actinopteri; Pleuronectiformes; Scophthalmidae
Gene: pcdh18a
Product: protocadherin 18a
Exons: 4
Coding region: 462-4049 (1195 amino acids)
Biological process (GO): homophilic cell-cell adhesion
Cellular component (GO): plasma membrane
Molecular function (GO): calcium ion binding
Source: RefSeq, a predicted model, not a curated record